UAAUAAACAUCUCGGAGUCAGAUCCACCUCGACUCUGGAUGCUCAGCUUGGGGUGGCAGGCUCGCUCAAGCUCCGGGAUGCUCCAGAUUGAGGUUGCAGGCUCGCUCGAGCUCGGCUCUUGACAGCCCUCCCCGAUGGCUCAGGGCCUCGGUUCAUCUCCUCCUUCUGUUUCUUAAACCUUUCCCCUUCUCUCGGACUCUCUCCUCUCUUGCUCUUCCUUCCCUGGCGGCGACGACUGGGCAAGCGGCUCCACCAUUUUCACGUCUUCGCCCAGCCCGUUGCCGGCGACGAGCGCAUCCUCCAGUACUAAUGUGUCGGGACGAAAAGCAAUUGAUGCACAUUUUGCUACAUUUGGAGUGAUUUCAACGCCGAAGCCAGCAGCUAUGUAUUUCUCUUACUUAAAGAAAAUGCUAUUUCUGCUAACUCAAUAGCUCACUGGCAAAUCGGCUAGUCAUGCUCAGCUGGUUUUGGGUUAUCUGCCAAAAAGGGCUUCUUUGGAGUGUUGCAUGUACAGUGAGGGCUUCUUGAGGAUUGCUAUAAGAGUAUCUGUUUUUGAAAGGAGUAGAAUAAAAAAAAUUAAAAUAUUGUUGCGAAACACAUUGAGCCUGUAACUGUUGUCCAUCAGUAAUAUGGAUGCAUGCUACCGUCUAUAUUUUUAGUGUGUCAGUAGUUUGGAUAUUUUGUGGUUUCUUCAUCUCAAACUGUGAUUUCAAAAUAAGCAUGUAGUUUAAUGGUAAUGCAGCUGGGUUUGAUAAAAAGGAAACUACUGUGUGCUGCAAAGCAGUUAUUUUGUAGUUUAUUUAGAAGAAGUGCAUAGAGUGGUUUUGUGUAGGAUCAUAUCUUGUUGUUUUAUCACUUAUCAGCUUCAGUACUCCUCUUCUCGAUGAACUACUUUCUUAGAAGAAGCUCUGAUUUACCAUCUUUUAUCCAACAGCUACAAGUGCUUCAGCGGUGCCAAUACCAUCCUGUCAACAAGUUCCUCUUGUCACAAAAGGACAACACUCGUAUCAUGGCAAAAGCUGGCAUUUUAGGCCGUAGCAGCAGUGUGCCAAGAUCAAAUGAGAGCUUGCGAAUCAUAUUGUCAGCAGUUAUCGGCAUUAUGCUUGGGUACUUGUUUGGCAUUUCCCUCCCUACAGUUAAUAUAACAAAGCUCCACUUCCCUUCAAGCAUUAUCUCCUAUAUUGAAGACAGAAACUCUGGCAUUACAACCCAAACAUUAUUGAACCAUGCAUGGACGUCUGCUGCUAGUCACAAGAAGAACAAUUCGGUUUCUAACCCGGAUGAAAUUCUGAAGAUUUAUGUACCAACAAACCCUAAAGGUGCUGAAAGGCUCCCACCUGGCAUCGUUGUGUCUGAAACAGACCUUUAUCUCCGGAGAUUGUGGGGUGAGCCUAGUGAGGAUCUUACUAGCCAACCAAGAUACCUUGUCACAUUUACAGUUGGAUACUCCCAGAAGGCAAAUAUUGAUGCAGCGGUAAAAAAGUUUUCGGAGAACUUCACAAUUAUGUUGUUCCACUAUGAUGGUCGGACCACAGAAUGGGAUGAAUUUGAGUGGUCAAAAAGAGCUAUCCAUGUCAGUGUCAGAAAGCAGACUAAAUGGUGGUAUGCCAAACGGUUUUUGCAUCCUGAUAUUGUUGCUCGUUAUGACUACAUAUUUAUCUGGGAUGAGGACCUAGGCGUCAAUCAUUUUAAUGCAGAGGCGUACAUUGAGCUUGUUAGGAAGCAUGGACUGGAGAUCUCUCAGCCUGGUUUGGAGCCCGACAAAGGUCUGACAUGGGAAAUGACUAAACGCCGAGGUUAUUCAGAAGUCCACAAAGUAACUGAGGAGAGGCCGGGUUGGUGUACGGAUCCCCAUCUGCCACCUUGUGCAGCAUUUGUUGAAAUUAUGGCAACUGUGUUCUCAAGGGAUGCAUGGCGCUGUGUAUGGCAUAUGAUUCAGAAUGACUUGGUUCAUGGAUGGGGUCUCGAUUUUGCUCUUAGGAAAUGUGUGGAGCCAGCCCAUGAAAAAAUUGGAGUUGUUGAUUCCCAGUGGAUUGUUCAUCAAGUUAUUCCAUCACUUGGUAACCAGGGCAAGGCAGAGAAUGGAAAAGCUCCGGGGGAAGGGGUAAGAGAACGCUGUCGACAAGAAUGGGGGAUGUUUCAAACAAGGUUGGCAGAUGCUGAGAGAGCGUAUUACUUGGAGCACGGGAUCACACCCCCAAAUUCGACAGGAGCUUAGCUGCCUCAGCAGUCAUGGAAAGGUUUCUGUUUUGGGAACCUGGCACCUGAAUGACCGGUAUUCUACUUACAUCAAAGCUCGGCUCUGCCAGAUUUGUACAGGCAGCCUUGAAUCCUCAUUUUUUAUGCUCUAACUAUUUUCUUAGCGCUGUUCACUUAGUUUCAGUCGUAGUGAAACUAGCUCGUAUGUAACCGAUUCAGCACAGAUAUUGAAUUCUUGUUGUCACUUCUUUCCCCCUGCUGACCUGGUGCACGUUGGCAAGUUUUUAUUUUUUCC
This is a messenger RNA of Panicum virgatum (switchgrass), 2494 nucleotides long. RefSeq lists its product as uncharacterized. NCBI's taxonomy places the organism in Eukaryota, Viridiplantae, Streptophyta, Magnoliopsida, Poales, Poaceae. The coding region runs from base 884 to 2218 and encodes 444 amino acids. The transcript is spliced from 15 exons. The record is from RefSeq and is a predicted model, not a curated record.